Messenger RNA from Haemonchus placei, 429 nucleotides. The record is from the annotation of a GenBank genome assembly. Lineage: Eukaryota; Metazoa; Nematoda; Chromadorea; Rhabditida; Trichostrongylidae.
AUGUACAUGAAGGCCAGCGUCGUUUCAGGUGAAAGCAUACUGGCAGUCAAGCAAAGCGAACUGCAAGAGGUGCUCCGAUUGAUCAACUCUGGCCCUCAGUCCACGUGUAUCUGUGAUGGCCUCGCAAGUAACGUCGAAGAGUUGGAGGACGUGUCUCGCUUAACUCUUUCGACUCCAUUGAGAAAUGUAGAAGACGCUACAUGUACUUUGUCCACGAAUCGUUUUAUAGAUGUCCAGGAGAUGACUGAAGGCGACAGAAGUUAUCUGAUGCUAUCACCUACUCAACUCGGUAGGGCGGCACUGGUAUCUUCUCUACCUCCAGAUGCAGCAUUGUUUGUAUUCAGUGAUCUUCAGCAAGCCACCAAAGCAAUAGCUCUUGACAGUGAACUUCAUAUGCUGUACCUGGCAUGUUCGGACCUCAAGAAGAAG